AGCGUGGAUGAUUUUUGCUUCUCAGUUCUGCGUGCCGGACAUUAACCGGUGAUCUCCGCCUGUCUGGCUGUCUGUUUCUCACUAUCCUGUACCCGAGCAUCAGUGUGAUUUAUUGGGUGAAACCAGGAUCGACUCGGCGGCCUCUAGGGUGGCAGAAGGAUGGAUGCGUUCUUUGCAGGGGGGACGCGGGUUUGGGUAAAAGAGAAAGACCAACUGCUUCCUUCCACUGUGAACUCCUGUGGAGAUGGUACCAUUGUUCUCACUACUGACUAUGGAGAGGUGUUGUACCUGCAGCAGGCUGAGGUUAGCAGGGAGAAGGUGUAUCCCAUGCACCAGAGCAGUAUUGAUGGUGUGGAGGACAUGUCCACACUGGCUGAGCUCCAUGAGGCUGCUAUCAUGCAUAACCUCCACCAGCGCUAUCAGAAAGACCACAUAUAUACUAACAUAGGCUCCAUCUUGGCAGCACUGAACCCCUAUAAGCCGAUUACAGGCAUGUAUGACCCCUCCUCAGUAGAGCUCUACAGUCAACAUCACAUUGGUGAACUUCCACCCCACAUCUUUGCUGUGGCCAACGAAAGCUACCGAUGCCUCUGGAAACGACAUGACAGCCAAUGCGUGCUUAUCAGUGGAGAAAGUGGGGCUGGUAAAACAGAGAGCACAAAACUUCUCCUGCAGUUCCUGUCUGUCAUGAGCCAAAAUUCAGCUGGGGCUUCAGAACAAACAGCCCAUGUGGAGCAAGCCAUUGUACAGAGCAGUCCCAUCAUGGAGGCAUUUGGAAAUGCCAAAACAGUUUACAACAACAACUCCAGUCGCUUUGGGAAAUUCAUCCAGCUUCAUUUCUCUCAGUGUGGCUACAUCCAAGGAGGCUGCAUUGUGGACUAUUUGCUUGAAAAGAACCGUGUGGUAAGACAAAACCCCGGAGAAAGAAACUACCACAUAUUUUAUGCUCUACUAGCUGGAGCAGACAAAGCACAAAAAGAAACAUAUUACCUUGCCGACCCCCCAGAGUCAUUUCACUAUCUGAGCCAGUCUGGGUGUGUGAAGGAUAAGAAUCUGGAUGAUAAGAAGCUCUACGAAAGUGUCAUGGAGGCACUAAAGGUGAUGCAAUUCACAGACGAGGAAAUUAGAGACAUGUUCAAGCUACUGUCAGGAGUCCUGCAGUUUGGCAACAUCGAGUUUAUGACAGCAGGUGGAGCUCAAAUUACCACCAAGCAAGUUGUGACCAAUGUAAGUGAGUUGCUGGGUCUGGACUGCUUUCAGUUAUCUGAAGUUUUAACACAGCGCUCCAUGAUCCUCAGAGGAGAGGAGAUCUGCUCCCCACUGACUAUAGAACAAGCAAUAGAUUCACGGGAUUCAGUUGCCAUGGCGCUGUACUCUCAGUGCUUCUCCUGGAUCAUCACACGCAUAAAUCAGAAGAUUAGUGGCAAAAACAACUUCAAAUCUAUUGGCAUCCUUGACAUUUUCGGCUUCGAGAACUUUGAGGUGAACCGGUUCGAACAGUUCAACAUCAAUUACGCUAAUGAGAAGCUGCAGGAGUAUUUUAACAAGCACAUCUUCUCUCUGGAGCAGCUUGAGUACAACAGGGAGGGCAUCCGGUGGGAGGCCAUAGACUGGAUGGACAAUGCAGAGUGCCUGGACCUGAUUGAAAAAAAACUGGGCAUGCUGGCACUAGUAAAUGAGGAGAGCCGAUUUCCUAAAGGCACCGACUUCACUCUGCUGGAGAAGCUACACAGUCGCCACUCUACAAAUCCAUACUAUGUAAAGCCCAGACUGGCAGAUCAUCAGUUUGGCAUUAAGCACUAUGCUGGAGAGGUCCUGUAUAAUGUAAGAGGGAUCUUGGAGAAAAACAGAGACACAUUUAGAGAUGAUAUACUGAACAUGCUGAAGGACAGCAGGCUGGACUUCAUUUAUGAUUUGUUUGAGCAAGUGGGAAGCAGGAAUAAUGAAGAGACUCUAAAGAUGGGCACUGCUAGGAGAAAGCCAACCGUCAGCUCACAGUUUAGAGACUCUCUUCAUUCCCUAAUGGCCACUUUGAGUGUAUCCAACCCAUUCUUUGUGCGCUGCAUCAAACCCAAUAUGGAUAAGACACCAAACAGGUUUGACCCAGAGGUGGUGCUGAAUCAGCUGCGCUACUCUGGCAUGCUGGAGACAGUAAAAAUCCGCCGCGCUGGCUUUCCUGUUCGACGAGUUUUUAAAGACUUCUUAAGCAGGUACACGAUCAUUUUGAAGGAUGGAAGAAAAGCAACAUCAGCUAAUGCAGAUGAGAAAAAUAAAUGCACUGAUCUGCUCACUAAGUACGACUAUACCAAAAAAGAGUGGCAGCUUGGAAAGACCAAGGUGUUUAUGAAGGAGUCUCUAGAGCAGAAGUUGGAAAAAGAAAGAGACGAGGUGCGGCGUAAAGCCGGUCUCAUCAUACGUGCACAUCUGCUUAGCUAUACUGCAAGGAAGUACUUUAAGAAAGCUUUGAAAAGUGUAGUAACUAUCCAGAAGAACUACCGUGCUCAUUUUUACCACCGACGCUUCAUAAAUAAACGCUCAGCAGCGCUGGUGCUCCAGAGGCACAGACGUGGGCAGGUGGCACGGAACUUAUGUCGCAAGCUACGAGCAGAGAAGAAGAAGAAAGAAGAUGAGGAGAGAAGGAAGAAAGAGGAAGAGGAGAAGAAAAGUGAGGGAGAACGUGUGCAAAAGAAAGAAGGUGAAGCUGGAACAAUGGAGGGUGUAGAUGGAGAAGGUGCUCAGACUUUGCUCUCUAUAGAGGAGGAGAGUCGUCAGAUGGAAGAGAUCCUGCGGUUGGAACGGGAGAUCGAGCGGCUGCAGAAGCAGAGGCAGGACGGCGUGUCCCAGCUGUGUGAAAGCUCACGCCAGGAGCUGCGUCUGCGCCGCCAUGCUGAGGUUCUGCGCCUGAAAAAGGCAGCAUCACGUGUAGCCACUCAGUCCCUCGACUUGCAGAACUUUGCUGGGAUUAAUCCUGAACCCACUGCAUCUGCAGCACAAGCCAAGGUAGAGGCAGGCAAAGGUUUGGGAGAGGGCCGAGUCUCAUUACCUGAUUUCCCGCCACCAGUUGAGGGGCCUCCAGACCAGGAAAUAUUAAAAACUCUUCCACCCCCACCACCUGCCUUUGCCGAGGGCACAGUGGCAUCAUCCUCACCCUCUGCACCCCAGAACGCCUUGGCACCUCCAAAUCCACCGUCCCCACCGCUUCCACCUCCUCCACUCUCAGGACAGACUGUUCAGGUGAAGCAGGAUGUCUCCAAGCCAGAGAAAAUGGAGGGAAAGCCAGAGGACGAGAAGAAGGAGGUUUGCAAGUCUGCGGAGCCUAAGAAAGAGGACACAGAGGAGAAAAAGGCAGAGGAGGGUGAGUGCGAGGCAGCAGAUCGAGGCAGCAGGCUGACUGAUGCAGAAGAGCCAAUCUACAGUAUGCCGCUGGACACGGAGUCCGACUACGACCAGGACGAGUUGGACGACGGCCAGGGCAGCACAGCAGCAAAUGAUCCAGAGCAUGCUCGGAAGUCAACCUGCACCAACGCAAGCCAGGAGUCCUGCAAUCGCAGCUCUGACUCGUAUGUGGAGAGUGAUGAAGAGCAUGAUGGGCUUGCUGAUACAGAUGAAGAGUUGUCAAAUGGAAAAGGAAACGUGUUAAAUGGAAACGGCCCUCCAUACUUCCACAGCUACCUCUAUAUGAAGGCUGGUUUGAUGAUCCCUUGGCGAAGGCGCUGGUGUGUGCUGAAGGACGAUACCUUCAUGUGGUUUCGUUCGAAGCAGGAGUCUCUAAAGUCAGGCUGGCUGUAUAAGAAAGGUGGAGGGCUGUCCACGCUCUCGCGCCGGAACUGGAAAAUGCGCUGGUUUGUGCAGCGUGACACCAAGCUGAUGUAUUUUGAUAACGACAGUGAGGAGAAACUCAAGGGAACCAUUGAUAUACGCACAGCCAAGGAGAUAGUCGAUAAUCAUGAAAAGGAGAAUGCUCUGAACAUUGUGACAGAUGAAAGGACAUAUCAGGUGUUUGCAGAGUCACCAGAAGAUGCCAGUGGGUGGUUUAAUGUGUUGAGUCGAGUGCGCAAUGCCACACCGGAGCAGUUGUUAGAGAUGUCCCAUGAGCAGGCUAACCCAAAAAAUGCUGUGGGCACUCUCGAUGUUGGGCUGAUUGACUCUGUGUGUGCAUCAGACAAUCCUGACCGGCCCAACUCGUUUGUGAUCAUCACUGCCAAUCGAGUAAUCCACUGUAACACAGACCUACCGGAGGAGAUGCACCACUGGAUCAGCCUCUUGCAAAAACCCAAAGGAGACUCUAAAAUCGAGGGCCAGGAGUUCCUGGUUAGAGGUUGGCUGCACAAGGAGGUGAAGACCGGAGCCAAGAGCAGCGCAUUAAAACUGAAGAAGCGCUGGUUCGUAUUGACCAAUAACUCUCUCGAUUAUUUCAAGUCUUCCGAGCGCAACGCAUCUAAGAUGGGCACACUGGUGCUAAACAGCCUUUGCUCCGUGGUCCAGCCUGAUGAAAAAGUCUUCAAAGACACAGGUUACUGGAACAUAAUAGUUCAUGGGCGGAAGCAUUCCUACAGACUCUACACUAAAAUGCUGAACGAGGCUAUGAGAUGGGUAUCUGCCAUUCAGGGUGUCAUUGAAAACAAAGCACCUAUUGAGACGCCAACACAGCAACUUAUCAGAGACAUCAAGGAGAGCAGUGUUAAUUCAGAGGCCGUAGAGCAGAUGUAUCGCAGGAACCCCAUUCUUAGAUAUACCCAACAUCCUCUGCACUCGCCCCUUCUGCCCCUGCCCUAUGGAGAGGUCAAUUAUAACUUACAAAAAGCGAAGGGCUAUGGCAGCCUGCAGGAUGAGGCAGUGAAGAUCUUUAACUCACUGCAGGAGAUGGAGAUCGUCCCAGACCCAGUGGCCAUCAUCCAGGGCAUCCUGCAGACCUGCCACGACCUAAAGCCACUUCGCGAUGAGGUGUACUGUCAGCUGAUCAAACAGACCAAUCAUGUGCCUCAGCCUAAUAGCCCGGCCAAUCGCGCACACUGGCAUCUGCUCACUUGCGUGAGCUGCACUUUCCUACCCAGUCGUGCCAUCCUACGCUACCUGCGCUUCCAUCUCAAGAGGGUGAGAGAGCGUUAUCCUGGCACUGAGAUUGAAAAAUACGCCAGCUUCAUUGGUGAGUCUCUAAAGAAGACAAAGACAAGGGAGUUUGUGCCCUCUCAGGAGGAGAUAGUAGCCCUGCUGACCAGACAGGAAAUGAGUACCACUGUGUAUUGCCAUGGAGGAGGAUCCUGCAAAAUCUCCAUCAACUCCCACACAACCGCAGGGGAGGUAGUGGAGAAGCUGAUUCGAGGUCUGGCGAUGGAUAACAGCAGGAACUUAUUCUCUCUGUUUGAACACAACAAAGUGGAGAGUCGGGCUAUUGAGAGCCGUGUCAUUGUAGCAGAUGUACUUGCGAAAUUUGAAAGGCUGGCAGGGAGUGAAGAAGAGGAAGAAGAUGGACCGUGGAGGCUUUAUUUUAAACUGUAUUGCUUCCUUGAUGUGGACAGUAUGCCCAAAGAAGGGGUGGAAUUUGCCUUUAUGUUUGAACAGGCCCAUGAGAGUUUAAUCAGUGGCCAUUUUCCAGCCCCUGAGGAGACCCUCCAGCACCUGGCUGCACUUCGACUGCAGUACAUCCAUGGAGACGUGGCACGCACACCGUGGAGCCUAAGCAGCGUGUACCCGGUGGGCCGUCUCCGCACCCGCAUUCUUCACUCCACCAAGGUCGGCGGUUUAGGAGCAGCAGGUGCUCCAGGAAUAGGUGCUGGAGGUCACACGCUGGAAAGGAAAAGGACCAGUCUACUGGACGGCACGCUGAGACGCAGCUUUAAGACCGGUUCACUGAAGAAGCAGCGAGAGGAGGAGCAGAUGCUGGAGAUGUUUGUCAAGGAAGAGAUGUCAGCCACACUCACCAGUGUGCUGGACAAGUGGAACCGUCUACAGGGUCUGCCCCAGCAUCAGGCCAUGCUUAAAUACAUGACCAUUGUCAAAGAGUGGCCAGGAUAUGGCUCUACACUUUUUGAUGUUGAGUGUAAGGAAGGUGGAUUCCCUCAUGACCUGUGGCUGGGUGUGAGUGCAGAGAAUGUAUCUGUGUAUAAGAGAGGAGAAUCCAGACCACUUGAGACCUUCCAGUAUGAACAUAUUGUCUUCUUUGGAGCGCCACAGCCAAGCACUUACAAGAUCACUGUUGAUGAAAGAGAGAUGUUCUUUGAAACUCCUCAGGUUGGCGAGAUUACCAAGAUCAUGAAGGCCUACAUCAACAUGAUUGUUAAAAAGCGCUGCAGCGUCAUGUCCGUCACCAGCAACAGCAGUGACUGGAUCAGGUGAUCAGGUGCCAGACGGAUUUACCAGCCAGAAAGAGGAAAUUCCACUAGUGAAGCACGAAACUUGAGCAAAGGAAUCCCAGAACACUUGACGUUUCUCAGAUAAAAGAUUUUGUUUACUCUGAAUGCGGCAUCACAGUCCUUUUAGUUAGUAUAUUUUAGUAGGAUCACUUACACUUCUACAAAGCACAGCAAUCCUACCAGCCCCUGUCUUCAACUCCUUACUACCAGCA
Messenger RNA from Trichomycterus rosablanca, 6565 nucleotides. RefSeq names its product myosin X, like 1 (gene myo10l1). The coding region runs from base 160 to 6336 and encodes 2058 amino acids. Gene Ontology annotation, biological process: axon extension. Gene Ontology annotation, molecular function: ATP binding; cytoskeletal motor activity; protein binding. NCBI's taxonomy places the organism in Eukaryota, Metazoa, Chordata, Actinopteri, Siluriformes, Trichomycteridae. Gene Ontology annotation, cellular component: cytoskeleton; axonal growth cone; myosin complex. The record is from RefSeq and is a predicted model, not a curated record. The transcript is spliced from 40 exons.